CAGCAGGGCAACCCCCAAGUGCCCCAAACCCUCCGCUUGUAGGGUUUCGUCCUCCCCGUCCGCACCGCCCCCCAUGGCCGCCACCUCCCGCGACGCCCCUGUCCCGCCCGCCAUGCCGGACCUCGUCCGCGACCACCUCUACUUCGGCGACAUCAACGACGCCAUCGCGGCCCUCACCGCCUCCCUCCCGGACGGCACAUACAUCACCCACGUCCUGUCCGUCGUCAGCUCCGCCUCCAUCUUCUUCACCGACUACCGCCCGGGCCUCUCCUUACCAACAGAGGAGGCCCGCCGCGUGGUCGCCGGGGAGGACGGAGCGCCCUCGGCGGUGGCCCCAGGGCGGCUGAUGCGGGUGGUGGAAAGGACCGGGGAAGGGCUAAGGGUGACGCGGAUGGCCGUGCCGCUCAAGGACACGGAGGAGGAGAACCUGCUCGACCACCUCGAGCCGUGCCUCGAUUUUAUCGACGAGGGGAGGAAGGCGGGCAACGUGCUCGUGCAUUGCUUCGCGGGGGUCUCCAGGAGUGCUACCAUCACCACAGCAUAUCUAAUGAGAACAGAGCAGAAGUCUCUUGAAGAAGCACUAGAGUCCUUGAAGGAAAUUAAUGAGUCUGUUUGCCCAAACGAUGGUUUCCUCGACCAGUUAAAAUUGUUUGAAGAAAUGGGUUUCAAGGUUGAUACUUCAAGUCCUUUAUACCGGCGCUUCCGCUUAAAAUUGUUAGGUCAGUCCUACAAAGUUGGAGAGAAAAUAGGGAACCAUGUAUUUGAAGACGAUCCUGGAGUUGCUCGACAGCCUAAUCCUACCCAGGAAUCAUCAGGCAAGGAGAAGACCCUUAAAACAGCAUACCGCUGCAAGAAAUGCAGGAGGAUCGUUGCUGCACAGGACAAUGUUAUCGGCCACACUCCUGGUGAAGGCAACUCGAGCUUUGAGUGGCACGACAAGAGGAAAGGCCACACACACAACAAGGAACAAGAUUGCUCUUCUCUGUAUGUUGAGCCUCUAAAGUGGAUGACUCCAGUAGAAGAUGGUGCUUUGGAGGGGAAGCUGUCGUGCAUCCACUGCGGGGCGCGCCUAGGGUACUUCAACUGGUCAGGGAUCCAGUGCAACUGUGGCAGCUGGAUCACCCCUGCCUUCCAAAUUUCCAAGAGCAAAGUUGAUGUAAGCACCAUCUAGAUCUUCUCCCAUGGGCUAACAGAUUCGGUGGGUUUGUCGGGGGGUGGUGUAACAUAUCGUCCGAACGUCAUGCAUUGGAUCACAAGGAGCAAAAGCUGGAGCCUGCUUCAUGUAUUCACCCAUUGCACUCUGAAAUACUGUACGUCACAACAGCUACGUGAGAAGUUUAACACAUCAUAGUGAAGCAGUCACAGAUCCUAAACGUUUACUACCUGCUUUUUCAUUAAUUAAGCGGCAACCUGAUAUACUUUUAGAGUUGUAGGGAAUUCAAGAGUGUAGUGUAUACUAGUGUAGUGAGAUGGAGUGGUGUGGGGCGGCUUGCAAGGGGUUGUUGAGUGGGUGAGUGGAAUGACUUGUGGUGGAAUAGAGUCGGUUGGUUAUGAUGCGUUACACCACAAAUGGGUAUGAGAGCAUAUGUAUAGAGUCCAAAAUCUGACCGUUACUGCAAAAAGUAAUUGGGCUAGGACGUGCCGGGAGAAAACUUGAGGAACUAUUGAAACAGUUCAAAUAAAUUUGAAAGUCCAAGGCACCAUUCAAAA
Triticum dicoccoides is the source of this 1710-nucleotide messenger RNA. RefSeq names its product dual specificity protein phosphatase 12-like. Gene Ontology annotation, molecular function: protein tyrosine/serine/threonine phosphatase activity. The record is from RefSeq and is a predicted model, not a curated record. The coding region runs from base 74 to 1171 and encodes 365 amino acids. Lineage: Eukaryota; Viridiplantae; Streptophyta; Magnoliopsida; Poales; Poaceae. Gene Ontology annotation, biological process: protein dephosphorylation. The transcript is spliced from 6 exons.